Molecule: messenger RNA, 483 nt
Organism: Adineta ricciae
Lineage: Eukaryota; Metazoa; Rotifera; Eurotatoria; Adinetida; Adinetidae
Source: the annotation of a GenBank genome assembly
AUGACUUCGUCGUCUGUACAUUAUUUAUCUGAUACAAAAUACCAAUGGGCAACAACCGUGCUUGAAGGUUUGACCAAACAGCAAAAUAAUGGUAACAUGGAAAAGUCAAUUGUAUUUUCAAGCGCAUGCGAAAUUAUCAAACGUCUUUUGGAUGCAUAUGAUCAUUCUGAUCCGAAAAUCCAGGAAAUCCAUGUUUCGGAUCCGAGACCGUCGGAAUCCAAUGCGAUUCCGUCACCAGGAUUUCAUCGGAUCCGUCGAAUUCCUGUAGGAUCUGAUAAAAUUCUGUAUUGGAUCCGAUCGGAUCCGAGUAUGGGAUUGUUCGACCUGGGAACUAAAGUUAUAUUACAUCUAAAUGAAAAGAAACAAGAACCCAGCUCUUCUGGAUUCCGGCACAGUUUUCGCCGAUUCCAGCAAGUUCCGGCAGAUUCCUUGCCGCCGGAUUCCGGUCGGAAUCGACCGUGCUAUAAUAACCUGGGAUUAUAA